Messenger RNA from Oncorhynchus tshawytscha (Chinook salmon), 3306 nucleotides. RefSeq names its product catenin alpha-1-like. Gene Ontology annotation, molecular function: cadherin binding; beta-catenin binding; actin filament binding. The transcript is spliced from 19 exons. Gene Ontology annotation, cellular component: catenin complex; adherens junction. Gene Ontology annotation, biological process: cell-cell adhesion; cell migration. The record is from RefSeq and is a predicted model, not a curated record. NCBI's taxonomy places the organism in Eukaryota, Metazoa, Chordata, Actinopteri, Salmoniformes, Salmonidae. Bases 504 to 2615 code for a protein of 703 amino acids.
GCCUCUGUAACCCCUCUAGGUGGAGGAGAACCUGAUGAAGGUGCGUAACGCUGGAACAGAGCAGGACCUGGGCAUACAGUACAAGGCCCUGAAACCAGAGGUGGAUAAACUCAACAUGAUGGCUGCCAAGAGACAGCAGGAGUUGAAGGAUGUUCACCAUAAGGAUCGGAUGGCGGCUGCCCGCGGUGUUCUCAGAGGAACAUCCCCAUGCUCUACACUGCCUCCCGCGCCUGCCUUCAACACCCUGACCUGGCCGCAUACAAGGCGAACCGUGAUCUGAUCUACAAGCAGCUUCAGCAUGCAGUCUCAGGCAUCUCUAAUGCUGCCCAGGCUACCGCCUCGGAUGAUGCUGCCUUCAACCACCCUGCUGGCGGAGGAGAGCUGGCCUACGCUCUCAACAACUUUGAUAAGCAGAUCAUCGUGGACCCCUGGCGUUUAGCGAGGAGCGUUUCCGCCCGUCUCUGGAGGAGCGCUUGGAGAGCAUCAUCAGUGGCGCCGCCCUCAUGGCCGACUCGUCCUGUACCCGCGAUGACCGGCGCGAGCGCAUCGUGGCCGAGUGCAACUCUGUCCGUCAGGCUCUGCAGGACCUGCUGUCUGAGUACAUGGGCAAUGCUGGCAAGAAGAACAGGAGUGAUGCUCUGAACACGGCCAUCGACAGGAUGACCAAGAAGACUAGGGACCUUCGCAGACAGCUGCGUAAGGCGGUCAUGGAUCACGUCUCUGACUCGUUCCUGGAGACCAACGUUCCUCUGCUGGUUCUGAUCGAAGCGGCGAAGAACGGGAACGAGAAGGAGGUGAAGGAAUACGCCCAGGUGUUCCGCGAGCACGCCAACAAGCUCAUCGAGGUGGCCAACCUGGCCUGCUCCAUCUGUAAUAAUGAGGAGGGAGUCAAGCUGGUCCGUAUGGCCGCUUCCCAGCUGGAGACACUCUGCCCCCAGGUGAUUAAUGCGGCUCUGGCUCUAGCUGCCAAGCCCAACAGUAAGGUUGCGCAGGACAACAUGGACCUCUUCAAAGAGUCCUGGGAGAAACAGGUCCGCGUUCUCACUGACGCCGUCGAUGACAUCACCAGCAUUGACGACUUCCUCUGUGUGUCCGAGAACCACAUUCUGGAGGACGUGAACAAGUGUGUGAUAGCGCUGCAGGAGAAGGAUGUGGACGGGUUGGACCGCACGGCCGGCGCCAUCCGUGGCCGCGCCGCCAGAGUGGUCCAUGUGGUCACGUGUGAGAUGGACAACUAUGAACCUGGAGUCUAUACAGAGAAGGUUCUGGAGGCCACCAAGCUACUCACCAACACAGUCAUGCCCAGGUUCACAGAGCAGGUGGAGGCAGCGGUCGAGGCUCUGAGUGCCAACCCCACACUCCCUGUUGACGAGAACGAGUUCAUCGAUGCCUCCCGUCUGGUUUACGAUGGAGUCCGCGACAUCCGCAAGGCCGUGCUGAUGAUCAGGACUCCUGAAGAGCUGGAUGACUCUGACUUUGAGACGGAGGACUUUGAUGUUCGCAGCAGGACCAGCGUUCAGACAGAAGAUGACCAGCUUAUCGCAGGCCAGAGCGCCAGGGCUAUCAUGGCCCAGCUGCCCCAGGAGCAGAAGGCUAAGGAUAACAGCUAUAACAGCUGGGUGGGCUGGGGGUUACUGGAGGGGCUGGGGUUACUGGAGGAGCUGGGUGGGCUGGGGGUUACUGGAGGAGCUGGGUGGGCUGGGGGAUACCAGGAACAGCUGGGUGGGCUGGGGGAUACUGGAGGCUAUAACAGCUGGGGUGUACAGGAGGAGCUCCUCUACCAGGAGCUGGGGGGCAAACAGGGUGUACUGGAGGAGCUGGGUGGGCAGGGGGUUACUGGAGGGGCUGGGGGUUACUGGAGGAGCUGGGUGGGCUGGGGGUUACUGGAGGAGCUGGGUGGGCUGGGGGAUACUGGAGGAGCUGGGGUGUACAGGAGGAGCUGGGAGGUAGCUGUACUGGAGCUGGGGGGGCUGAGGAUGUGUGUGUGUGUGAACAGCAGACUGAUGUGUGUGUGUGAACAGCAGACUGAUGUGUGUGUGUCCUGUGUUCCCAGGGGUAAAGGUCCGUUGAAGAAUACCUCUGAUGUCAUCAGUGCUGCUAAGAAGAUUGCUGAGGCUGGAUCCAGGAUGGAUAAACUGGGCCGCACCAUCGCAGACCAGUGUCCAGACUCCGCCUGUAAGCAGGACCUGUUGGCCUACCUGCAGCGUAUUGCUCUGUACUGCCACCAGCUCAACAUCUGUAGUAAGGUGAAAGCAGAGGUCCAGAACCUGGGAGGAGAGCUCGUGGUCUCUGGGGAGGUUUCCCAAGCAUUCCUAGAGAGCCAGGUGGACAGUGCCAUGUCUCUGAUCCAGGCAGCUAAGAACCUGAUGAAUACGGUGGUGUCCACGGUCAAGGCGAGCUACGUGGCCUCCACUAAGUACCAGAAGUCCAUGGCCAUGCAGUCCCUCAACAUGCCUGCUAUCUCCUGGAAGAUGAAGGCCCCAGAGAAGAAACCCCUGGUCAAGAGAGAGAAACAGGAAGAUGGAUCCAACAACAAGGUCAAGAGGUCAUCCCAAAAGAAGCACAUCAACCCUGUCCAGGCCCUCAGCGAGUUCAAAGCCAUGGAUAGCAUCUAGAGAUGGAGCAGUCCGUUGGUCAGGGGUGGUGAGAGGAGGUGGAGCUACAGGGUUGGGGAUAGCGAGCCAGUUGGAUGUUUUUUUUUGUCUUGUCACAAAAAUAGAAAGAGUGAGAAAAUAAGAUUAAGAAUUGUUUAGAAACCAUUCCUCCUUUCCUUUCCCUGGUCUACCCGUCUGGUUUGACCUGAUGUCUCUAUACAGACUCACUAAGGUGGACCACUGAGCUCUCUCUCCUCUAACAGUCUUGUUUUUUCAAUCAAACGACUGCAUCCUGAUUGCUCUGUUUCUAUCCUACCGUAUGACGUCUCUGGUGGGAGAACAAAGCAAAAGGACCUUUUCCCCAUAUACCUUGUUUUGAUUUAUUCCAAUGUUGGUAUGAGAAGGAUGGUUUCCAUUGAUACUGUAAGAUUUCAUUCUGACAACGAAUCAUUUUUUGACCCCUGACCCUCUACCCCUAACCUGUGAUGUGAGAUGCCCCUGUGUAUUUUAUAGAAAUUGUGUGACCAGUGGGCGGGUAUUGGAGGGUAUUCCACUGUGUGCCAUAUAUAAUAGUGUUGAUCAGAUGGGUCUUUCCACUCUGAACCGUCUCUAUUGUCUCAUUACUCUGGUGAAGCUUUGGUUUACGUUUUUUUUUAAAACAAGUUGAUUUUCCAUCUCGAUGUGUUCUGUCUAAUAAAAGUUUGAUAUUUUA